Molecule: messenger RNA, 4340 nt
Organism: Austrofundulus limnaeus
Lineage: Eukaryota; Metazoa; Chordata; Actinopteri; Cyprinodontiformes; Rivulidae
Gene: mier3b
Product: mesoderm induction early response 1, family member 3 b
Exons: 13
Coding region: 147-1835 (562 amino acids)
Biological process (GO): negative regulation of transcription by RNA polymerase II
Cellular component (GO): nucleoplasm
Molecular function (GO): transcription corepressor activity; histone deacetylase binding
Source: RefSeq, a predicted model, not a curated record
GGCAAUCUAUUGGUGUGACUGAGGACGCUUCAGCUGGUGACCGGGGGGAGAUCUGGGAUCGGACCACCAACCUUCCUUUCGCUCUUCCUUCUGAGCCAGCAACUACCCCCCAAAAUCUGCAAAUACUCAUAACAACUCACUAAAACAUGUCUGGUGCAGGCUGUUCAAAGAGCUAUCUACAGCAGGCUUCUCUAGGAAGUUCAAGUCCAGUUGGCUCUUUAUCGUCAGAGGACCAUGAUUUUGACCCAACCGCGGAAAUGUUAGUUCAUGAGUACGAUGACGAGAGGACUCUAGAAGAAGAGGAGUCUUUGGAAGGCGGGGCCAGUUUCAAUUCUGAACUAGCAGAUCUGGAGAAGGAAGGGAACAUGCCUUUGGAAGAACUUUUGGCUAUUUAUCGCUACGAAGCUUCAGCAGGCUCCAGUGUAGACAGUUCUUCAGGAGACCUGACUGACGAGUUGCCUGACAUGACAUUGGAUAAGGAGGAAAUAGCAAAAGACCUGUUGUCUGGGGAUUAUGAGGAGGAGACCCAGUCUUCAGCUGAUGAUCUGACCCCCUCAGUUACCUCCCAUGAGACCACUGAUUUUUUUCCGCGAACACUACGAUCUAAUACUAUUUCUGAUGGUGACAAAGAGUCGGAGUGUGAUGAACUUGGCCCAAGUCCAGAAGACUCCAGAAAGGAAAUCAUGGUGGGAACAGAGUACCAAGCAGAUGUUCCUUCUUGUCUCUGCCACUACAAAGAUGGAGAGAAAGUGUAUGAAGAUGAAGACGAGUUACUAUGGAGCCCAGAUGAACUGUCAGAAAAUAAAGUUAGGAGUUUCCUCUCUGAAGUAUUGGUGCGGAUAACAGAUGAAAGGACAGGAUAUGACAAACCAGGGGCGCAUGUUCGAGACGAUGAACAYGCUUUAUAUGAGCUUGUGAGAAGCAACUACAACACCCGUGAAGCACUAGAAAGAUACUGCAGUCGUUUUAAGACCUCAAAAGAUAAAUCCCCUCCYUGGUCCGAGGAGGAAUGCAAGAACUUUGAACACGCUCUGCAGAUGUACGACAAGAACUUUCAUCUCAUUCAGAAACACAAAGUCACAACACGAACAGUAGCAGAAUGCGUAGCGUUUUAUUACAUGUGGAAGAAGUCGGAGCGCUUCGACGUCUUUGUACAGCAGAAUCGGUUCGGGAAGAAAAAGUACAGCAGCUAUCCUGGUGUAACGGACCUGAUGGACCGGCUGGUGGAUGAAGCAGAAGGACUGGCGGUGGACAGCAGCUCGUCCUCUGUGUGUUCAGGAGCAGGUGGAGGAGGGAGGAUGGAGACCACUACAGAACAGCUCAGUCUGCUGAACUCCAUCACUGCCAGCGACCUCACAGCUUUAAGCAACACCGUAGCUACAGUAUGCACACCUGCAGAGGUGAGCUGCUUGGACUCCUACAGCUUCCCUCCUCUGGAAAGUCUCCACCGUGGAUCCCUGAACCACGACGAGUCCCUCGGGUUCCCUUCGAACGGCGCAGACYCCGACUGCCUCAACAUGCUCGACGCCGGCUUCUACCACUCGGACCUGGGCCAGCUCGGAGGAGUGUGCGUCGGCAAGGACUGCGAGCGUCCCUCCAAGAGACUCAAAAUGACACUGCCCGACUCCUUCAUCGGCGACGURUCUGUCGCGAACCUCGGCGUGGACUUCGAAACGCGGCGGACGACGACYCAUCACCAUCGAAUCACCGGCGCUAAAAUGGCCGUGUCUGUCACGGACUUUGGGAGCUUAGCUGGCAGCGGCGAGCCCAACGGGUUCCUCGGAGCACACGCGCGGCACCACACGCAGCAUACUGCAGCACUUCAGUCAGAGUGAUCUUCCUCCUCUUCUUCCUCCGAUCUUCCCUUUUAAAACCAUUUUUUUCUGCUUGUACAUAAGACUGAUCUCACUGGAAAAUCUGAUUUGUUUAAAUUCAAUUAUAUAUAUAUAGCUAUAUAUAUGUAUAUGAAAUUACUUUUUGUUUUCAUUUUUUGUGUAAUAUGACAUCAGUGAUGUCUAUCAUAUAGAACUAAAAUCUUGAUUUCUCUCAAGAGUUUAUAUAGCCAUUUAUUUUAUUUUUURGUUUGUGUUUUGAGAUGUGUAACGUCCGUGUACAGAGGGGCCCAGAAGCUGCAGUAGGAGAGUUAUGAAUCUUCCUCCCUUCCACACAUCCUCAGAGCUGUAAUCUGUUAUCCUGCCAUUCGUUUCAGCUGCCAAAAUGAAUUUUCUGCCUCUUUAGUGUUAGCAGUUAGUUGCCUGCGUUUAUUGUUUGUUGUGGUACUUCUUUAAAUUGAAGUUUGGUUUACAGGUACUUUCCCUUACCAGAUUAGUGCCGAUUUUUUUUUUUUUCUUUUCCCUAAAAUCCUUUGGGUACAUAAUGAGCAACACUAGCUUGGAGAGGAGCUCAAACGUCAGGAGGUGUCUUUUUUUUUUUUUUGCUGCACAGACCCUCCUGUUUGGUGUUCAUUCUGAUUUUUCUCCCACACAAGCUUGCUCUUUGCCUAUAUGAGUUUUUUCGUUUUAGCUUAACAGCUAUAAGAUGUGAAUUUUGAACUAGGUUUAUUAUUAUUUUUAUCCCAUGUAGUCAAAUUCCCAGCCUUGAUGUAUUGUUUUUACCUUUCUGCUUCUGAACAAGCGAUGAGUCAAUCUGCAGACUUCACUUUUGCUUUUUUCACCUUGUUUUACAAUCUAGGGGCAAACUGUAACAGCAAUAUAUCAGUGCAAAAGGUUUUGGGUUGGGUUAAUAGCCAUCUAAACACUGACAGUAUAAUUGUAUUUAUUGAAUUUAUUUUUACCUUUUUAAAACCUAAUUUAAUCCUUUUUCUAUGAGUUUAUUCUCUCACUCAUGCUGCUCUUAGGCAAGUUUAGCUUUGUCUUAAUUGUUGCUUUAAGAUGUAGUAGUUCUUUUAUUUUAUUUUUUGUCAACUAGCAAGCUUUUAUAUACCUCCUAGUAGUAUUAUAUUUAUUUAAAGCCGCUCUGAUUUUUUUGUAUUUAACCUCUACUUAGCCUGUACUGACGAGAUGCCUUUUCAAGACUGGUUGACAAUUUCUUAUGAAACUAGUAGCAGAAAUGAAGAGUUAUUAUUGCUUGACUGAACUUCCAUAAUUGGAACAUGUUGAGCGGAUCAGCGUCAGUUUGUUGGAUGCAGUAGUAGUGUUUACUUAAAUUAUCUAUGCAUUGUGCUUUGAGUAUUUAGUUUGUUUCAGGGGUACAUCAUGUUUGUCGUGUCCUUAGCACGUAGUACUUUACCAUCAUGUAUUUGUAAAGACCAGAGCAUCAUUAAGUUGAUCAUGUAACGGUUUACUAGCCCAGCAACCUAGAGCAUAUUAUUCACUUCUGCAUUUCAUGUAAAUAACUAGCAAAUAGCCUUUAAAAAGUCUAUAACUGACCUCUUACACUUGUGAAUUGGUGUCGAUACAAAGGUUUCCAUUCAAUUCUUUGGCAGAAAGGCAAUAAUUUGUAGAUAUGUACAGACGUUCGAGGUUUUUGCAUUUUGCCGUUUUGACUUGGUGUUUAAAUUUUUAUUUUUUUCUUUGGGCAGUCAUGAUUCCCCCGCCCCAAAUACCAGGACGCAGCUGAAACCACGCAUGCCAGCUGCGCCAGUCUUUCACUGAAAAACGGCUUUACCUAAACAUGUAUUGAUAUUAAUGUUGGGAUUUUGAGAUUUGCAGCCAUGUGUAAAAGACACCCAUCUUUCUUUUCUUGGGAAAAAAAAUCCUUUUUUACAUGUUGUCUAUAUUUGUCUCGAUGGUAAAAGGAAGGCUGCUGCUCUGUGGAGAGCUAGUUUCUCUUUUAAUGCAAUGUGCGUAAUGCAGUAGGUUCUCCAAGCUCUUCUAGCUUUAGCAGUGCAGUGAUAUUUAUUUCACCUGUGGUUUGUACAAAGACUAAGAAAACUGUCAGAAUGUAAAGGCCAUUAAGUAGUACAAGUAGGUUCUCACCACCCUGUGAACUCAAAUGUGAUAUUUUAUUGAUAGGAGACUUGUGUGUGCAGGAAAGCACGAAACAAAUUUAUUUUAUAUUUUGUAUUGUGUUUAGAGGUUUUAAAAAAAAUAUAGCAGUUGUGGUUUUGAGACAAAAACUCAAGUCCUUUGAAAAACAAAACAAACAAAAAAAAUAAAACACCUCUGUGCAUACAAAAACGUAAAAAUGUAUAUCCAGAAUAUAGACAAUCAAAAACUUCACUAUGAGAAAUGUCCGAGAAGCUAUCUUUAUUGUUUAUAAGAAAUGUAAAUAAACAUUGCUGUUUUUUUUUUCUUUUGUUAAACAUUAUUUUGUAUUUUCUGUUGUUCUUUAAUACCUUGUGUACAGAUCCAGAAAUAAAGCUCUGGAAAAGGUUCUAA